Synchiropus splendidus (mandarinfish) is the source of this 2059-nucleotide messenger RNA. RefSeq names its product WD repeat domain, phosphoinositide interacting 1 (gene wipi1). The coding region runs from base 265 to 1590 and encodes 441 amino acids. Lineage: Eukaryota; Metazoa; Chordata; Actinopteri; Syngnathiformes; Callionymidae. Gene Ontology annotation, cellular component: phagophore assembly site membrane; extrinsic component of membrane; cytosol. Gene Ontology annotation, biological process: nucleophagy; autophagy of mitochondrion; protein localization to phagophore assembly site. The record is from RefSeq and is a predicted model, not a curated record. Gene Ontology annotation, molecular function: phosphatidylinositol-3-phosphate binding; phosphatidylinositol-3,5-bisphosphate binding; protein binding. The transcript is spliced from 13 exons.
UCAGUCAGCUGUUCUUAUUUUGCUGGUUUUCCUCCAGGAUCCGGGCUGGAAGAUCUGAGGAAUUAAGCACCGAAUAACUGUGCGGAGCGGGUUUAAUAUCGCUGUAAAGCUCGGCUCUGGUUCGGGCUCUCACGAACGCGACGGCUGAACCACGAAUUCUGCCGCAUUGGAGCCGUUUGCCGCCGACAUCGAGCCAAACGGUGAAGCCGAUCCCAGGCCUCCAAUCCACGGCGGAGGGAGGGAAGGAGGUCGCUGGGAAUCGGGAUGGAGGCUGCAGAGGGCGCGGGCGGGCCUGGAGGACCGGGCGGACCGGGAGUCCCGUUCGGCUGCGCGUCAUUCAACCAAGACUCCACGUCGCUGGCUGUGGGAACCAAAGGUGGCUUCAAACUGUUUUCUCUGACCUCGGUUGAGCAACUGGACUGCAUCCAUGAGAGCGAGACUCCAGAUGUCUACAUCGUGGAGCGUCUUUUCUCCAGCAGUCUGGUUGUGGUGGUCAGCGCCAACACCCCGCAGCGCAUGAACAUCUUUCACUUCAAGAAGGGAACUGAGAUCUGCAACUACAGUUACCCCAACAAGAUCCUGGCCGUGCGCCUCAACCGCCAGAGGCUGGUGGUUUGUCUUGAAGAGUCCAUUUAUAUCCACAACAUCAAGGACAUGAAGCUGCUGAAGACCCUGCUCAACACCCCGCCUAACCCCUCAGGUCUGUGCGCGCUCUCCAUCAGCCACUCCAGCUCGUACCUGGCCUACCCAGGAAGCGCCGCAGUGGGAGAGAUUAUCGUAUUUGAUGCCAACAGUUUGAGCUCGGUGAUGGUGGUUCCGGCUCAUGACACGCCCAUCGCUGCGCUGUGCUUCAACGCUGCCACCACCAAACUGGCCAGUGCCUCUGAGCGGGGCACCGUCAUCCGAGUCUUCUCCAUUCCUGAGGGUCAGCGGCUCUACGAGUUCCGGCGCGGCAUGAAGAGGUACGUCAGCAUCAGCUCGCUCUCCUUCAGCCCUGACGCCCAGUACCUGUGUGCAUCCAGCAACACUGAGACUGUGCACAUCUUCAAACUGGAGCAGCAGAGUCCAAGCGCGGCGGAGGAAAGUGCCACCUGGUCCUCCUACGUGGGGAAGAUGUUCUCUGCAGCCAGCAGCUACCUCCCCGCUCCGGUCUCUGGCAUGAUGAGCCAGGACCGGGCCUUCGCCACCGUCCACCUCCUCACGUCCGGCCAGAGGAACGUCUGCACCCUGACCACGAUCCGGAAGCAGCCGCGGCUGCUGGUGGCCACCGCUGACGGCCAGAUGUUCAUCUACAGCAUCGACCCACAAGAGGGCGGCGAGUGUGUCCUGCUGCACAAGCACAGGCUCUUCGGUGCCGAUGACUCCAGUGAGGGGGCAGACGGGGAGAGGUCAGAGGUCACAGAGACCCCGUCCUACGCUGCUACUGUGGCUUCACCAGCAUCGGCUCCCAACACUGACCUGCUCACAGGCUACUCUGAAGACGGCGGCGUGAGGAGUGGCGAGGUCAUCCCAGAACACGAGCUAGCGGCGGGGCCCGUGUGUCUGGACGAUGAGAAUGAGUUUCCGCCUGUGAGCAUUUCCAAGUGCUGACUGUCGUUAUUAACUGGUGCCAGGACGGGAGCGGACGGGCCCGAGGGCGGAGCUCCUGAGCGAGGGCCAGAAACUAAGGGUGCUAUGUCACUUCAUUUCAUGUUUUAUUCUUGAGACUCAAACGUGACGAGAUGUUGACGCCACAGUCGUGACCCGCAACAUGAGCUUGUGUGACGUAACGGUCUCCGAUGACCACGUUUCUAGGCAGGUGGUGUUGGGGUGCACGUCGGUGCUGUAUGACUUGACCAACUUUUCUCUGACUUUUGUUCUUUUAGUAGCAUUUAUUAACGACGCCUGUUCCUGUAUGAUAAAUUAUAUUCACUGUUUGAAAAGGUUGAUGUUUGUUCCUGCCGUGGAACCCCAGAGGAGCCAGUACUGUAUAUAUGUUUGUGUUCAGUUGGGACCCGACUGUUCUGAUCACUGCACAAGACCAAACCAGAAGAGACUGAAAAUUAAAGAAGUAACAGUG